GGCAUAUCAAAUGGAACUCUCUACAAAAAAACAUUUAUUGAGCACUUUGAACAGGCACCAAUGUAUGUUGCUGUUCUUACUUUCCUGGGUUUUGGAGUGGGAACAGUAUUUGGCUACCUGCGAGAUUUUAUGAGAGCCUGGGGACUAGAAAAACGUAACGUUGCUGCAGAGAGAGAACAACAAAAAGAUUUUGUGCCACUUUAUCAAGAUUUUGAGAACUUUUACACCAGAAACCUCUAUAUGAGAAUACGGGAUAACUGGAAUCGUCCAAUUUGCAGUGUCCCAGGGCCACAGUUUGACCUCAUGGAACGCGUUACAGAUGAUUACAACUGGACAUUUAGGUUUACAGGAAGGACUAUCAAGAAUGUAAUCAAUAUGGGUUCUUAUAACUACCUCGGCUUUGCAGAAACGGACGUUAAUGCUUUGAAAACUGUGACCGUAGAGUUACAAAAGUAUGGAACAGGGAUUUGCAGUACCAGACAGGAAAUGGGCACCCUAGACAAACAUGUAGAACUAGAGAAACUUGUGGCCAAGUUCCUUGGUGUGGAAGAUGCUAUGGUGUUUGGCAUGGGCUUUGCAACUAACUCGAUGAAUAUUCCAGCCCUUGUUGGGAAGGGCUGCCUCAUUUUAAGUGAUGAGUUGAACCACACUUCUCUCGUUCUUGGUGCAAGGCUUUCAGGUGCUACUAUUAGAAUCUUCAAGCAUAAUAAUAUGCAGAGCCUUGAGAAGUUGCUGAGGGAUGCAAUAAUAUAUGGGCAGCCUCGAAGCCGCAGAGCAUGGAGAAAAAUUAUCAUCCUCGUGGAGGGCAUUUACAGCAUGGAAGGGUCCAUCGUGCGCCUGCCAGAGAUAGUCCUCUUGAAGAAGAAAUACAAAGCCUACCUCUACUUGGACGAAGCUCACAGCAUCGGUGCGGUGGGCGCAACGGGCCGAGGGGUUGUGGAAUAUUUUGGUAUGAGUCCUGAUGAUGUUGACGUGCUAAUGGGAACAUUCACAAAGAGCUUUGGCGCAGCUGGAGGAUACAUAGCUGGCAAAAAGGACCUCGUGGACUUUUUACGAACUCAUUCUCACAGUGCUGUGUACGCCACGUCUAUGUGUCCACCCGUAGCAGAGCAAAUCAUCAGGGCAAUGAAAUGUCUCAUGGGACUAGACGGGACAACACAAGGGCUCCAAAGAGUGCGCCAGCUGGGGAAAAACACAAGAUACUUCAGACGAAGACUGCAUGAAAUGGGCUUCAUCAUUUAUGGCAAUGAUGAUUCUCCUGUUGUCCCCUUACUCCUUUUUAUGCCUGGUAAGAUAGGGGCUUUUGCAAGACGCAUGUUAAAAAAAAAUAUCGGGGUGGUUGUGGUUGGGUUUCCAGCUACUCCUAUCGCAGAAUCCAGAGCUCGGUUUUGUGUGUCAGCUGCACAUACACGGGAGAUGUUAGACACGGUUUUGAAUGCUCUGGAUGAAUUGGGUGAUUUUCUACAUCUGAAAUAUUCCCGGUAUUCCAAGUCAUCUCAUCCUGAACUGUAUGAAGAAACUAGACUUGAAUUUGAAGACUAAGUUUUCCACCCAUGAAGAGAACAUUAUGAUGCUAUGAAAGGGGGGAAAACCCGAAAACUAAAAAAAUACAAAUGCAUUUCUUCCCUUCUAAGGACAAUUUUUGUUUCUCAGUUAAUUGAAAGGAGGGGAAGCUCGGGUGUUGCAUUUUAUUGUAUCAAAUUUCUGUAUUCAAGAGACUGAAAUAUUGAUACAGAUUUGCCUCCCCAGGAGAUCUGUCUUUCUUACGGUAUUUUGAUGCAGAAUGAAUGCAUCCAUUGAUCGAGUUGCUAACGUACAGCUUUUGUUAUGGCCCCUUUUUAUGAAGAGGCUUCAGAUAGUCUUAAUUGUGACUGAAAUAAUAAAGUUUAAAAACUA
Balearica regulorum gibbericeps (East African grey crowned-crane) is the source of this 1896-nucleotide messenger RNA. The record is from RefSeq and is a predicted model, not a curated record. Lineage: Eukaryota; Metazoa; Chordata; Aves; Gruiformes; Gruidae.